AUGACUUUAAUAGCUCAGAGUCUAUCCGUUCAAUUGAUUACAAUAUCGAUAAUAUCACUGCAAAGACAACUGUUGCACAACGAGGCCGCCAACCGAAGCCAAUGGAACAGUACUUAUGAUUAUGUUAUUAUAGGCGCCGGUAGUGCCGGAUGUAUACUAGCGGCCCGACUCACGGAAGACCCCAACAUCAAUGUCUUGUUGCUUGAAGCCGGCGGUCCACAAACAGUCAUCACUGACAUGUUGGCCAAUGCUUGGAUUGGUAUGAUAGGUGAAAACGAUUGGCAUUAUAUGACAACCCCCCAAAAGAGAGCCGGGUUUGCUUUUAAGGACAGACGUAUCAUUUAUCCGAGAGGUCGUAUAUUAGGCGGUUCAUCGGCGACCAACUAUGCCAUUUAUAAUAGAGGCAAUCGACGCGAUUACGAUAACUGGGCCAAUAGAUAUGGUGCCACCGGUUGGUCGUAUAACGAUGUGUUGCCUUAUUUCCUACGUAUGGAAAACCAGACAAACCCGGCCUAUGCCGCCAACUUUGCCUACCAUUCAACGUCUGGUCAAAUGCCAAUCGCUUCGGCUCCCAAUCCCGAUCCUAUUUUAUUAAGAUAUAUGGAAGCGUGGGGACGGGAAGGCUGGCCUACAAUUGACUUUAAUGGGCCCACACAGAGAGGAACUACACUGAUACAACAGGCAGCGGUGCCCUCUAACUGGACCCGAGCCUCGACGGCAUCCAGUUUUAUAUAUCCAUUGAUCAAAAACCGUAAUAAUUUGCACGUUGUUUGCCGAUCACAUGUGACCAGAGUUUUGCUUCAAAAUAUGACAAAUGGUUUGACUGCCACUGGCGUCGAGUUUUUAAAAAAUGAUAUGACAUAUCAAGUCAGUGCCCGACGGGAAGUCAUACUAUCGGCUGGCGGCACUAAUAGUCCGCAGAUUUUAAUGUUGUCGGGAAUCGGUCCCCGACAGCACCUCCAAGACUUAGGUAUCCCAGUUCAGGCAGACUUGCCGGUUGGCAACAAUCUUCAGGAUCACAUUUUAAUACCAAUGAACUAUUUGGUGGAAAAUCAAUCGGACAUUCAAUGGUCAAGAAAUUUAGAUUCAAUAAUGACUGUCCAAAAUCUCUACGAUUAUUAUGUCAACGCUGACGGACCGAUCACUCAAUUGCCAACUAUACUAACUUAUCACAGUUCCCGUUUCAAUGACAACCCCGACUGGCCCGAUGGCAUUAGAGCAACUCUUACAUCACAAAUUGGUAUGAAUAUAUCGGUUGCAAUGGGAGAAUAUGGUCAGAAUGUUGAGGAAUGGGCCGAAUACUGGAAGGGAUUGGCCGGAGAUCAGAGACAUUUCUGGAUUUUUUAUGCCGUAUACAGACCAAGAAGUCGAGGAACCGUUCGUUUGGCGUCAACCAAUCCCUUAGACGCUCCGCUUAUUGAUCCCAACUAUUUUGCCGAAAAUUAUGAUCUGGGAGUAGUCGUUGAUACGAUGAGCACUGGUAUGCGAAUGACCGAACAGCCCUUCUUUAGAAAGUUCGGCCGCAUUUACAACCAUACAAUUCCUGGCUGUCAAUUGUGUACCGAUGGCACACCUUAUUAUGAGUGCUACUCAUACUUGGCUUGUGUGGCGCAGACCAUAACUGCCACAUCCUAUCAUCCCAUCGGAACAUGUCGUAUGGGUACUGCAUCUGAUCCCGAAGCCGUUGUCGACAAUCAGUUGCGAGUUCGUGGUGUCAACAAUUUGCGAGUAAUCGACGCGUCAAUUAUGCCAAAGAUAGUCAAUGCUAACACCAAUGCCUGUUCAAUGAUGAUCGGCGAAAGGGGUUCCGAUUGGGUCCGGUAUGGCAGAUAA
Molecule: messenger RNA, 1833 nt
Organism: Oppia nitens
Lineage: Eukaryota; Metazoa; Arthropoda; Arachnida; Sarcoptiformes; Oppiidae
Product: L-sorbose 1-dehydrogenase-like
Exons: 6
Coding region: 1-1833 (610 amino acids)
Molecular function (GO): flavin adenine dinucleotide binding; oxidoreductase activity, acting on CH-OH group of donors
Source: RefSeq, a predicted model, not a curated record